CAGCGCUGUCUUUUUAGUACCACGUGCGCAGGCAAGUGAUGGCGGCGCUGGUUGUGUUCGGGGCAGCGGAGCAGGGCGGCCGAAACGGCCCUGGCAGAGUUCGGGCCCCUCGGGGCCGCGUGGCCAAUCAGAUCCCCCCUGAGAUCCUGAAGAACCCCCAGCUGCAGGCAGCAAUCCAGGUCCUGCCUUCCAACUACAACUUUGAGAUCCCCAAGACCAUCUGGAGGAUCCAACAAGCCCAGGCCAAGAAGGUGGCCUUGCAAAUGCCGGAAGGCCUCCUCCUCUUUGCCUGUACCAUUGUGGAUAUCUUGGAAAGGUUCACGGAGGCUGAAGUGAUGGUGAUGGGUGACGUGACCUAUGGGGCUUGCUGUGUGGAUGACUUCACGGCGAGGGCCCUGGGAGCUGACUUCUUGGUGCACUACGGCCACAGUUGCCUGGUUCCCAUGGACACCUCGGCCCAAGACUUCCGGGUGCUGUACGUCUUUGUGGACAUCCGGAUAGACACUACCCACCUCCUGGACUCUCUCCGCCUCACCUUUCCCCCAGCCACUGCCCUUGCCCUGGUCAGCACCAUUCAGUUUGUGUCGACCUUGCAGGCAGCCGCCCAGGAGCUGAAAGCUGAGUACCGUGUGAGUGUCCCACAGUGCAAGCCCCUGUCCCCUGGAGAGAUUCUGGGCUGCACAUCCCCCCGACUGCCCGAAGAGGUGGAGGCCGUUGUGUAUCUUGGAGAUGGCCGCUUCCAUCUGGAGUCUGUCAUGAUUGCCAACCCCAAUGUCCCUGCUUACCGGUAUGACCCGUACAGCAAAGUCCUGUCCAGAGAGCACUAUGACCACCAGCGCAUGCAGGCUGCUCGCCAGGAAGCCAUAGCCACCGCCCGCUCCGCUAAGUCCUGGGGCCUUAUUCUGGGCACUCUGGGCCGCCAGGGCAGUCCUAAGAUCCUGGAGCACCUGGAAUCUCGACUCCGAGCCUUGGGCCUUUCCUUCGUGAGGCUGCUGCUCUCUGAGAUCUUCCCCAGCAAGCUUGGCCUACUUCCCGAGGUGGAUGUGUGGGUGCAGGUGGCAUGUCCACGCCUCUCCAUUGACUGGGGCACAGCCUUCCCCAAGCCGCUGCUGACACCCUAUGAGGCGGCCGUGGCUCUGAGGGACAUUUCCUGGCAGCAGCCCUACCCGAUGGACUUCUACGCUGGCAGCUCCUUGGGGCCCUGGACGGUGAACCACGGCCUGGACCGGCGUCCCCAGACCCCGGGCCGACCCGCGCGGGGGAAGGUGCAGGAGCGGUCCACGCAUCCCCCUUCAGCCGUGGCUUGCGAGGACUGCAGCUGCAGAGACAAGAAGGUGGCGCCGCUUGCUCCUUGACAAGCUCCGGGGCCUCAGGGUCCUGUCCUCCAGAGGAGCAGCCUCGAGGCUGGUGGUUUUCAGAGCAGGAGGCGGACGUUUUCUCUGCAUUGGAAGAGCCCGCCGUAUGCAGGGGCCUGGAGGAAUCCCUGGGGAUGGUGGCGCAGGCACUCAGCAGGCUGGGGCCUUUUGACGGCCUUCUUGGUUUCAGCCAGGGGGCUGCGCUAGCAGCCUUUAUAUGUGCCCUGGGCCAGGCAGGCGAUCCCCGCUUCCCCUUGCCACGGUUUAUCAUCUUGGUAUCUGGUUUCUGUCCCCGGGGCCUUGGGUUCAAGGAAUCCAUCCUGCAAAGGCCCUUGUCAUUGCCUUCACU
This is a messenger RNA of Mandrillus leucophaeus (drill), 1704 nucleotides long. RefSeq names its product diphthamide biosynthesis 1 (gene DPH1). The record is from RefSeq and is a predicted model, not a curated record. Gene Ontology annotation, biological process: protein histidyl modification to diphthamide. Gene Ontology annotation, molecular function: 2-(3-amino-3-carboxypropyl)histidine synthase activity. NCBI's taxonomy places the organism in Eukaryota, Metazoa, Chordata, Mammalia, Primates, Cercopithecidae. The transcript has 13 exons. Bases 39 to 1355 code for a protein of 438 amino acids.